UGAUUUUGCAUUUCCGGGGAGGAAAACUGUUUGUAAACAAAACAAUUCACCUCCCUGUAAGCUCCUGCACACUGCUUUGGAUGGCUAUGCUUACAGUGAAGCACAGGGACACAGACACAAGUAAAACAGUACACAGUUAACCCUUUGAUCGCCCCUCAUGUUAACUCCUUCCUGCCUAGUGCCAAUAGUACAGUGUCAGUGCUUUUUUUUUAGUACUAAUCACUGUAUUGGUGUCACUGGGGAUGUCAGUGACACCAAGUCGGUUACCCCCAGUGUCAGAAUGCCCGCCACAGUCCCGCAAUAA
Molecule: messenger RNA, 304 nt
Organism: Staurois parvus
Lineage: Eukaryota; Metazoa; Chordata; Amphibia; Anura; Ranidae
Source: the annotation of a GenBank genome assembly